Procambarus clarkii (red swamp crayfish) is the source of this 4508-nucleotide messenger RNA. RefSeq names its product anoctamin-4. Gene Ontology annotation, biological process: chloride transmembrane transport. NCBI's taxonomy places the organism in Eukaryota, Metazoa, Arthropoda, Malacostraca, Decapoda, Cambaridae. Gene Ontology annotation, cellular component: plasma membrane. Gene Ontology annotation, molecular function: chloride channel activity; protein dimerization activity. The record is from RefSeq and is a predicted model, not a curated record.
GUCACACACGCUUCCCUCUGACGUAUAGUGACACAACCUUGUGACUCACUAUUCAUUUCCUGUUAGACAUGAAUGUAAACUCGUUGUUAAAGUGAAGUAAUGUCAAAAUUAUAAGUGUUUCAUGGCCCGAGUUUAACUUUUGAUAAUAGUUUGCUCUGUUAUGUAAAGUGUUCGUCGAUUUUCGUAAUUGUUUUUAUAUAUUUUUUUAUUUUAAUCGAGUUUGGUAUUGACGAUCUCCAAGAACUUAUCACAAAGUCAGACACUACCCGCGAACUCUUUCGAGUAUUUGUCAACAGAAGUGUGAAGGGGCUUGAUCAACCUAACAGUUUGUGUUAGCAAUAUGGCUGCCCAAUACACAGAGCUGAGGUGGAAGGUCCGGGAUGCCAGGGGCGGAGCCGGAGAGGGGAGACGCUUUGGCAAGGGAGCCUGAAGGAGACACACGCCAGCUUCAGUUCCUUCUGCAGGAAGAAAACCAACUACAGGAGGGAGAAUACCAACAUCAGGAAGAAGGCAGACAGGAGCAGUCUUGGAUUGCAGGCGAAGACCAGCAGCAGCAGCAGCAGCAGCAGCAGCAGCAGGAAGGGCAACAGCAACAGGGGCACCAGCAGCAGGUUGUGGGACACGUCUCGAAUUCCCGCUUUCCUGGGGAGGGGCUGCCAGGGAUCCGGAGUACUGCCGCAGGCUCGCUGGAAAGGGCGUUGCCAUCACUACCUGUACCGCAGGCGGCUUUGGGUGUCAGUCUCCAGGAACACCUGCCGGAGUUGAGCGGUUCCACACGCGCUAUGAGGACCACCAAACGUAACCCGACGCCUUCCAGAGAAGUCAACAGCAGUUCGUCGUACGAGAGUGUUCAGCUGCCCGGCUGCAUCGCGGACGAAAUGCGCCCUCUCGCCGCCUCCGACACUCUGCAGGCCAAGUACGACAGCUAUAGCGAGCUCUACAAGGUCCACAAGGACACUGAUGUCCGCAAGGUGCGCAAGACGGUGGAGACUCUAUUCUUCAGGGACAACAAGAAGCAAAUCGACUUCGUGUUGGUCUACAGGGAGGAAGAGGAUCCUGUCCACAUCGAGCAACGUAGGGUCUUCGAGCAGAACCUCAAGGAGGAGGGACUCGAUCUGGAGACGGAGGACAAGAAUCAAUCCCAGGAUGGGUUGACGUACUUCGUGAAGGUCCACGCUCCAUGGGACCUUCUGGUACGCUACGCAGAGAUCAUGAACAUCAAGAAACCCAUCAAGAAAUUUAUUGUCGUUCGUGGAGGAGAAGUCUGGAAGGAUAAUGUGGAUAAAUCCAAUUUGGGGUUCUUUUCUUGGAUGGGCAUCAAAGAUCCCUUUCAGUACGACGAGCGCCUCAUACCACACGAGCCGACGUACUUCUCGACGGGGUUCUCCAGAUCCAGAGUCGACCAGUUUAUUAUCAAGGACCGGGAGUCUUUCUUCACCCCCUCCCAGAGGAGUGAGAUAGUCUGGGAGAUCCUGUUGAGAGUCCGGUACAAUGAUUCUGAACAAGGUGUGGGCAUCUCCAGACUGCUGUCCCGCAACACCUACGUCGCCGCCUUCCCCCUUCACGACGGCCGCUACGACAAGGACAACCCAGAUGGCACCAUGUGCGACCGCCGGCUGCUGUACCUUGAGUGGGCGCGGUUUGGCAAGUGGUACAAGAAGCAGCCGCUGCAUGUCGUUCGUCGGUACUUCGGGGAUAAGAUGGCUCUAUACUUCGCUUGGCUGGGGUUCUACACGGAGAUGUUGGUACCAGCCUCCAUCCUGGGGGUCAUCACCUUCACUUGCGGCAUCUUCUUCAUGUUCUCGGACUUCAACAAACCCAGUGAGGAGAUAUGUAAUCGCCAGGCCAACAAGACCGGGUCCCUCAUAAUGUGUCCGCUCUGUGACAAGCUGUGUGAUUUUUGGCAGCUUGGGGACUCCUGCCUCAACUCCCGGAUCACCUUCCUCUUCGACAACCCCAUCACAGUCUUCUUCUCUAUAGCCAUGUCCUUUUGGGCUACCAUGUUCCUGGAAUUAUGGAAACGGAAGCAAGCGGUGAUCCAGUGGCAGUGGGACAUGGACGGGUACGAGGAGGAGGAGGAACUCCGACCAGAGUACGAGGAGAAGGUCACUACCACUAGGAUAAACCCCGUCACAAAUAAACCCGAACCCUACUUGCCGUUGUGGAGCCAGAUCACUCGCCUUGUGGCGGCGAAUUCCCUUGUUCUUCUUUUGCUGUUCGUAGUGGUGGCGGCGAUGUUCAGCGUCAUCAUCUACCGUAUGGCUGUGGUGAUUGCCAUGCAUCAGACUGAAUCAGACCUCUUCAGACGUAACGCUAAGAUCGUCACGUCAAUGACGGCCGCUUGUCUCAACCUCAUGGUCAUCAUUAUACUCAAUUAUUUCUACGAGAAGCUGGUGUCCUGGCUGACGGACCUGGAGGUCCCCAGGACGGAGACGGAGUACGAGGACUCCUUCACUCUCAAGAUGUUCCUCUUCCAGUUCAUCAACUUCUACUCCUCUCUCAUAUAUAUUGCUUUCUUCAAGGGUCGGUUCUUCUAUCACCCGGGCGACACUGAGGCCCGCACUAAUGUACUGAUGAAGCUUCGUUAUGACAUGUGUGACCCAGCUGGCUGCCUCUUUGAGCUCUUUGUCCAACUGGCUAUCAUCAUGGUUGGGAAGCAACUACUCAGUAAUAUCCUUGAAAUAUUUUGGCCGAUAAUGCGGGUGUGGUGGAACAAGCACAGAGGCCAUGACAACCAGCUGAGCGAGUCCUAUACGCGUUGGGAACAAGAUUACGACCUCUCACCUUACACGCGUCUCUCUCUCUUUAAUGAAUACCUGGAAAUGGUGAUUCAGUAUGGGUUUGUGACCAUAUUCGUGGCAGCAUUUCCCUUGGCACCACUGUUUGCCCUGUUGAAUAAUUUCAUAGAGAUCAGACUGGAUGCCUACAAGUAUCUAACUCAGUGUCGCAGGCCUCGAGCAGAGAGGGUUCAAGAUAUUGGCAUCUGGUUUAGCAUCCUCAAGGGUAUCACCUACUUUUCAGUCUUUACAAAUGCAAUGGUUAUUUCGUACACAAGUGACUUUAUUCCUCGCUUAGUGUACAUGUAUGGAUACUCUCCUAGAGGACGAACACUUGAAGGCUACAUGGAAAAUGCUCUUUCUGUAUUCAACACGUCAGAGUACACAGCAGACAUGGGACCCGAGAACCGGACAGGGUGGCCGCCGAUCUGCCAUUAUAGAGCAUAUCGCAAUGGCCCAGAUGGGGAACACCCUUAUGGCUUCACUUUACAGUUCUGGCAUGUCUUUACUGCUCGUCUGGCCUUCAUACUCAUCUUUGAGCAUGUGGUGUUUUUGCUCACUGGGGCAGUAGCCAUGGCUAUUCCAGAUGUACCUGUUGAAGUUAAAAACCAGAUGAAGAGAGAGAAAAAGGUCGAAAAGGAAGCUUUGUUUGAAAAUGAAAAGAGCCGAUUACGUAAUGAAAGGGAAGCCCGGAAACGGACUGCUACAAGUGAUGAUCACCUUAAUGUGGAUUUGGGAGAAGGACUCCAGAGUCGAAGCAACUCGAGAGCAAACACUCCUUCUCCAACUUACUUAAGAAAUCAUAGAUCUUAAUUUAACGUACAUCAUUUAUUACACAACACACACACACACACUUCAAUUGAACGAGCUCCGUUUGAAAGACGUGUGUGUGUUUGAGCAAAAUUACCCAAGAAGUGUAGUUACAGGAUGAGAGCUAUCUGCUUAUGGUUUCCCCCGUCUACCCAGUACUGUCAUAAAUGCUUCAAAACCAUCAGUACCUGUAGUUUCAACCUCCUCCACUUUCUCAUUUAACUUUUUCCAGCCAUCCACCACUCUGCAAAAGAAAACUUUCAAUGUUUUUUUGGCAGAUCUGUUUUCUUAGUUUAAACCUACAUCAUGUCCUCUUGUUCUUGAAGUUGCCGUUACUAUUUCGUACAUUACUAUGUACAAAAUAGUAACAGGAACAACAAAACUGACAAAGAAGAAUUUUUUAAAACUGCAACUUCUUUUUUUCUAAUUCUUGUCAGUUUUGUUGGUUCUUGUUAAUAUUUUGUAUGAUAUUACAUACAAAAUAGUAAGAGCAACUUCAAGAACAAGAGGACAUACUGUAGGUUCAAACUUAAGAAACAAAGCUGCUUUAAAAACAUUACCACUAUUUGCCACUAGUUACCACUAGUAAAUAUUCUAGACGGUUGGAAAAAGUUAAGUGAGAAGGUGGUGGUGGUCAAAACUGUCAUUAAUUUCAAAGCAUUAUAUGAGAGUACUGGGAACAUGAGAUACAGUACCACGAGCGUAGCUCUCAUCCUGUAACCACACUUGGGUAAUAACUCGUGUACAUCGCUUUAAAACAUUACUCUGUUCAACUGAAUUCUGUAUGUGACAGAAGAAUUGUUACAGCAGUAAGAAAGUUUACAAAUGGACAAUAUUCUGGUGAAAUGUGUUCACUUUAUCAGAAUUCACUUACUCAUUCCCAUCCAUAAACAGAAAAUUAAACUAAAAUACAGUUCCUUA